CUGCAGUUGGCCAACGGCAGUAAGAGGCGGAGGGCGGGGCCAGGAGCAUUCUGUUGCGGCCACUCAGCGUUUGGCUUCCUGUGACGUCACGUCCAAUGAGCAGCUAGCGCGGGACUUUCAAUUCUCGUCCCGCCCACUUGGGAAAGGCUGUGGCUAUAAAAGAUGCGGCGGCGGCCCACUAGCACUCGUUUCGCUCUUGCUUCUCGAGGUGGUGAGUGUCUCAGUACACCAUGGCCCGCACGAAGCAGACCGCUCGCAAGUCGACCGGUGGCAAGGCCCCGCGAAAGCAGCUUGCCACCAAGGCGGCCCGCAAGAGCGCGCCGGCCACGGGCGGCGUGAAGAAGCCUCACCGCUACCGGCCCGGCACCGUGGCCCUGCGCGAGAUCCGCCGCUACCAGAAGUCCACCGAGCUGCUGAUCCGCAAGCUGCCGUUCCAGCGGCUGGUGCGCGAGAUCGCACAGGACUUCAAAACCGACCUGCGUUUCCAGAGCUCGGCGGUGAUGGCGCUGCAGGAGGCGAGCGAAGCCUACCUGGUGGGGCUGUUCGAGGACACCAACCUGUGCGCCAUCCACGCCAAGCGCGUCACCAUCAUGCCCAAGGACAUCCAGCUGGCCCGCCGCAUCCGCGGGGAGCGAGCUUAAGUAAGGAGAGCCCGCUCGGCUCGAACCCCGUCCCACCCAAAGGCUCUUUUCAGAGCCACCCACACGCAUCACUCGCAAGGAGCUGUGCCGCUGACACUUCUCGUCUUCUGGGUAUUCGCGAAGACGCGGGGGGAGGGGGGCGGUCG
Erinaceus europaeus (western European hedgehog) is the source of this 787-nucleotide messenger RNA. Its product is annotated as histone H3. Gene Ontology annotation, molecular function: protein heterodimerization activity; structural constituent of chromatin; DNA binding. The transcript has a single exon. NCBI's taxonomy places the organism in Eukaryota, Metazoa, Chordata, Mammalia, Eulipotyphla, Erinaceidae. The record is from RefSeq and is a predicted model, not a curated record. Gene Ontology annotation, cellular component: nucleosome. The coding region runs from base 231 to 641 and encodes 136 amino acids.